AUGCGCUGCUGUGGAGGACGAGCUGUCCAUGUGAUAGCGCAGUCUCCGUUCGCUGUUUUUCGAUGUUUCUUGGGCGCUCCGCUCGGGGCGCUGCGCCCCCGGAGGCCGCCAUUGAUGUUGUAG
Molecule: messenger RNA, 123 nt
Organism: Gryllus bimaculatus (two-spotted cricket)
Lineage: Eukaryota; Metazoa; Arthropoda; Insecta; Orthoptera; Gryllidae
Source: the annotation of a GenBank genome assembly